AUGGUGGCCGACAAGAGCAAGAAACUGAAGGUUUCUGAAAAGAGCGAGAACGCCGAGGAAAUCGACGGAGAACUUGUCCUCUCCAUUGAAAAGUUGCAGGAAAUGCAAGAUGAGCUCGAAAAGAUCAAUGAGGAGGCUAGUGAUAAAGUUCUGGAAAUCGAGCAGAAGUACAACGAGAUAAGGAAGCCCCUGUAUGAUCAGCGCAAUGAUCUUAUCAAGUCUAUUCCUGAUUUCUGGUUAACCGCUUUUUUGAGCCAUCCUGUUCUUGGUGAUCUUUUGAAUGAGGAAGAUCAGAAGAUAUUUAAGCAUUUGAGUUCUCUUGAGGUUGAAGAUCAUAAAGAUGUCAAGUCGGGCUAUUCAAUCACCUUUAACUUUAAUCAUAAUCCCUAUUUUGAGGAUACAAAACUUGUAAAGACUUUUACCUUCCUUGAAGAAGGAACAACCAAGGUUACUGCUACUCCCAUUAAAUGGAAAGAGGACAAGGACAUUCCUAAUGGAGUUAGUCAAGAAAAGAAAGGGAACAAGCGAGCUGCUUCUGAUGUCAGUUUCUUUACCUGGUUUAGUGACACCGAAGAGAAAGAAGAUUUGGAUGACCUCAUUCAUGAUGAGGUUGCAGAAUUAAUCAAGGAUGAUUUAUGGCCAAAUCCACUUAAUUAUUUCAACAGCGAGGACCCUGACGAAGCGGAAGAGGAUGAUGAUGAAGCUGGUGAUGCGGGAAAGGACGACGACGACGACUCUGAAGAUGACGAUGACGAUGAGGAGGAUGAAUAA
Molecule: messenger RNA, 771 nt
Organism: Lathyrus sativus (Indian pea)
Lineage: Eukaryota; Viridiplantae; Streptophyta; Magnoliopsida; Fabales; Fabaceae
Source: the annotation of a GenBank genome assembly